Molecule: messenger RNA, 795 nt
Organism: Trichomonas vaginalis G3
Lineage: Eukaryota; Parabasalia; Trichomonadida; Trichomonadidae
Product: O(6)-methylguanine-induced apoptosis 2 family
Exons: 1
Coding region: 1-795 (264 amino acids)
Source: RefSeq, a predicted model, not a curated record
AUGAAAGGAUAUUCAAAAUACAUUAUCAAACCACAUGCCAGAAGCUCAUUGCGUGCAUCUCAAGGAAUCUUCUUUGAAGAUUCAUUGCCGCGCGGAAAUUUGUUUGACAUACCAGAUACUCCAGGACCUGGAGCAUACUCAGCCAAACCAACCUCUCCUAGAGGAUUGCUAAGAUCCACUAUUUCACGUUCAGUAGAAAGAUUCCCAGUCGAAGAAAAAGUUGAUCCUUUAGAUUUUUAUUACUCUCCAGAAUUCUUCUCAUACGGAAAUAAAGGCCCUAGAAUCGGACAUCUACCAAUGCCAAAGACACUAUCAAUGACACCAACUCCUGGACCAGGAGAUUACAAUAUUACGCCAACAAAAAAGCCGGUUGGUCAUCAAAUUGCAACUCGAAAACCCGAAAAACCUAAUACGAACCCAGGCCCAGGCCAAUAUAACAUCGCUGAUAAGCCAAAAAUUCCUGGAUACCAAUUCUCCAAAUUACCAACUAAAGUUAAAGAGCAAGAACCGGCGCCAGGUCCUGCUCAAUAUGUUAAACCUAACAGCUACAUUCACGAACCUGAUAACGUUAUGUUAGCAAAUGUACGCAUUAGUUUGAAGAAUAUUAAGGAUAGAAGUGCUGCAAUAUCUUAUAUACAUUCGAACAUUCAACUACGUAAUGUAAUGGACGAAAUUAUGGAAAUGAUACUUAGAGACAAGCCGGAUAAGCCAUUAGAGUACAUAUAUGACUAUUUCAAACAGUUUAAACCAGAAGAUCCUGAAGAUAAGAUAGAUUUGUCAAUUUUAUAUAAUUGA